AUGACUGGUAUCGGAGGUGCUAACAAGUUGUGCUAUAGAUUGUCAUUCUUUGAAGACGGAACUGCACCCGAAGACAGGUGGAUGAUUUUUCCUGACAAGGGUCACGUUGUAGCUUCUACUUAUAAUGUGGUGGUUGUCCUCCUAUCCCAACUUCAAUGCCUUACGUUCCUUCCACUCCAUUCUCGUCCUCCAUCAUCAGACAAAAUAAGGGUUCUUGGAAUUGGACUCGUGAAUGGAGAUCACUUCGUUGAUCUAAAAGCAUGUUUCCCCGUGCCACCUAUUGCCAACAAUUGGUUCAAAUUUCGAUGGGAGGAGGCCAAUGAAUGGGAGACACUUUUUUCUGCCCAAAUAGAAGCAUUUAAAGCCAUAAUAGGAAGUGAUGUAGCAACCGCUGAGUCGAUUAACCAUUUACAAGCCGAAAUUUGUAUAAUAUUUCAGCACUUGGAUACCGAAUCAUUGGAUGGAGCAGGUUGGGGUGGCUCAGGCCUCUUGCACAGCAACAAGGCACAACUGCCUAUUAUUGCAAGACCCGGAGAGGGUACGUCAAGGGAAGUGAAGGGAGCUGCACACACCUUCACAGCUAUAGGAGCAUCGACGUGA
Molecule: messenger RNA, 600 nt
Organism: Rhododendron vialii
Lineage: Eukaryota; Viridiplantae; Streptophyta; Magnoliopsida; Ericales; Ericaceae
Exons: 4
Coding region: 1-600 (199 amino acids)
Source: RefSeq, a predicted model, not a curated record